GUGUUGCAUGCAUUGUGCAGAUCUUCAAAGUAACAGGCACAGCCUGCAGCAUGUAUCCUGCUUUUGCCACAGGGGAUGAGACUUCAGAUGUGUCCAGAUCUAAAGGGGUUUCAGGCUAGCCCACACUAUCUCUAUAGAAUCUCUAUGGCAUUAAAGACAGAAGACUCCGCUGACCACUUGCUACAGAGCUUGUGCAGAUUUGCUGAGAAUGCUACAGUUUUAGAGUCAUUUUCUAUGGAAAGUCAGUGUCUACCUGCUGUCAAUGAACAAACUUGUCAGGACCAUGCACGUUGCACAGACUCUGAAUCCCAAAGGCACAUUCUGAUGCAGCAGUGGCAGCUCUUGGAAGAACAGUGGGAGUACAUUCACCAUCUAAGGGCCGAUGUAGAAGCCCUAAAAUACAUGAUGCAUAGCUUCAUGGACUCAAGUGGUACUGAUAGUGGCUUGAAAGGUUCAAAUCAUCUCCCGUCCCCCCAAAACCCCGCUUUAUUUAAAGAGGAAGAAAUUAUUGCAAGUGCUCUAAACAGACCAAGCACUUUGCCUGAUCUCAAUGGACUUGAAGAGAACUUCACUACAGGUACCCAAAUCCAUGCUGCAUUUACAAGAAGCCCUAAAGAGAUGCCUGCUACAAGCACUCCAGUGAAGUCUGAAGCCACCUGGAGCUCCAGUCCAGCCCUCAGAGCAGAUGGUUAUUUUGUUCUUCCAGACAUUAUCCUGAACCCUCUGGAUGGAAAGAAGCUCAUUUCCAUGCUGCGCAGCUCCAACUACGAGCCACACCGCUUUGCAGAGCUUCUGUUUCAACAUCACGUACCCCAUUCCCUCUACCAACUAUGGGCCAACAAAGUGAACGUUGAUGGGUCCAGAGGGAAGGUUGCCCUGCCAAGAAACCUAGUGAUGGAUAUCAUGCACCAAACAUCCAAGAGGUUUGUCUUGGGCCCAAAGGAGAAACAAAAGAUUAUAGCCAGGCUGAAUUUUAUGUUGAGGACACGUCAUGGUAGCAUUUGGUGGGAUAUUGGCCUGUAAGCAAAACAUUUUGGUUUUAGAUAAGGUUUCUGUUAAUACACUGUGUUUUCCUGUUAACUGUUUCAAGUAGAGUUUUAGAAAUGGUUUGUUGUGUCCUGUCAAACGCACUAAUUUGCACAAAUGCACUUGGGUGAUAAGAUACCCUUCAUCAGAUAUUGCAUUCGAUAGCAGAACAGACUGUUGGGUUUAUGCACAGAUUUUGUUUUGGGUUAAGUUUUACUAAUUCCAGCACCAAGGUCACGGAUAUACCAAGCACAGAUUUGUCCUGUAUCAUGCACUAAUUUGCACAAGUGCACGUAAGUGAUAAGAUACCAUUUAUGCAUCAGAUGUUGCAUUAGAUAUAAGAGCAGCUUGUUGGAUUUAUGCACAGAUAUUGUUUUGGGUUAAGCUUUACCAGUACCAGUGCCAAAGUCACAGAUUUCUCCUGUAUGAUGCACUAAUUUGCACAAGUGCACGUAAGAGUGAUAAUACUUUCACACACAGUUUGUUGUAUCACGUAACAAAGCAAACGGUAAGGAAUGGUUUCAUGCACAGCUUUAGUUUUGGACUGAUUUAUUAAUCCCUUCCCUGGGCCACCGCCUCGGUUAAAUGAAGCACCCAUUCCUGUUGUGUUUAAUGCACUGAUUUGCACAAAGACACUUAGUUACAAGUUAUUUAUAAGUUAGUUAGCUGUAGGUGAUGGCAAGUUUCCGUUUUACACCAGAUACUGUAUCACAUAACCCAGCACAGGGCAUUAGACUCUGCACACCCCAUGAAUACACUACCCUUUUUUUUUUUCACACAGCAGACUUUCUGCCUCCACCUAUGCGCACAGGAGGCUACGGGGCAGUGCUCCCUGUUAAAAUGGUUUACACUUUUUUGCUGAUGUUUGUAACACUUAAUUUCAAGUUUUGAAAUCUUUCAGGUAAAAGUGCUGCCUGUGGUAGGGUUCUCCCCUUACCUUAUGCUGUAAACCCCCUGAUGCUUGUGAUGGAGGGUAGCAGCACAUACUUUGUUUAUAUCCCUAAAAUACAGUACUGUAGGGGCUUCAUGUUGAAACAAUAGUUAGCAUUGCUAUCUUAAUAUUGGAGGGGUUGCAUGGUGGCACAAUGAUUAGAUUUUUUGACCAUGCAGCACUUUCUACUGCCCAGAAAGGUUUGCUCCACCAAAGGCCAUUUGGCCUAUGACAUUGCUGAAAAAAAAAAAGCAGGUAAAGUUCACCGCAUAAAGGUUCUUUUAAACACAAAUGUGGUUAUGGCAUUAAAAAAUGGCAGGAGAAAAAACCCAGAAAUUGCGGGUUGCCCACAGUUUUGUGUGUUUUGUUGGCCCCCUACACAUAGAAGGCUGACCCGGCCACCCCUUGAGGCCACAGGGUCUGUUCCCUCUAUAGUUACGCCACUGACUAGGGAAUGUAAUAAAACCUGCAGUUUCCCAGGUAUAACUAUGGCAUAACUAUAAAGGAAGCCAACACAAAUGUGGUUAUGGCAUUAAAAAAUGGCAGGACAAGUCAACCCAGAAUAUAAUUUUUUGCCUAAUAAAAGAAACCAAAAUUCCAAGCAGCUUUGCAAUAAACAUUUACUACAAGUUUGUAAUGGUUUUUCAGUUAUUUUUAAAUAUAAUUGCUAAUAGAAGCAGUGUUGCCCUGCCCUGGGGGCUCUAGCAUUUGAAACAAUGUAACACAAGGCAGCAGACUGACAGACCUGUAUUGCUGGAGGAGACCGACCUUUGCAACAUUGUUUAAAAAGUCAUAACCAGGAGUCCAGCAAAUGCUGCUUUCACUAGCAAUUACAUUUACAAAUAACGUUUAAAGCACUGAACAUCUUAAUCAAUCAUUUUUGGAAAGUUGCUUAGAAUUGUGUUUUCUUUUAUUAGGCAAAAACUUAUUUUUGGAGUUGACAUGUCCUUUUAGUUUGCCAAGGAGCAGUAACCCAUAGCCACCAAUCAGCAUCUUAUUGGUGGCAAACUUAGUGCCAUUUUAUAACAUAUGGGGGAUAGAGCAGAGAUUCAUAUGCAAAUAUUGGGGAACUCCUUGGUUCUGAUUGGCUAAAAAGGUUGGCUUAUGCAUAAGAACAGUAGCAUAGACGUUGGCUUUGGCCUAGAGAAAUUAACUGGUUGACCAGGUAGUCGCCAUGUAGGAGUGAAAGUUUUACUUUCUCUAGAGGCCUAAAAUACCUAUGGUGUAUAGCAAAACAACACGCCUAGGAGAGGUCCAGGUACCCAUAGGGAGCCUACAUACAUAAUUUAGUGAUUUAGCCAUCACAUUGAUUGAAAACUGUGGUCAUGUCUGAUGGGUUUGCAAGCUAAGAAGAGUCAUCAGAUCAUUGUUCUAUAAAUCCAUUGUAAAAUCAAUUUUAUUGCUAUUAUAGCUUUUAAAAUGUGCCUUUUAUUAAAUAUUUCAUUGUAAUAUUUGUUUUGGGGUCAUAAAUAUUUUAAAGCUGUCAUAGCCCCCCGUUGUAGAGUUCCAGCUUUGGUUAAUAAAACAACUGCUCAGAGACUUGUUAGUUUCGCUGCACAAUUAUAAUUAAUGUAACGCUUAAUUACUUGAGUGACCACAAACAGCGGCUGUAACGAGCACCCUGCCAAGCUUGACAUCACUGUGUCUUAUCUGAGAUUUUAUGUCGGAUGAAAUAAAGAAAGCUGUGACCUUGUUUAUUCUAUUGUCGUCAUUAAACAGAGACUUGAGCGUA
Molecule: messenger RNA, 3689 nt
Organism: Xenopus tropicalis (tropical clawed frog)
Lineage: Eukaryota; Metazoa; Chordata; Amphibia; Anura; Pipidae
Gene: pgat
Product: Primordial germ cell-associated transcript protein
Exons: 2
Coding region: 76-1023 (315 amino acids)
Source: RefSeq, a predicted model, not a curated record